AUGGCUACAAUGGUGACGAUGUUGCAGCUGCUUGAUUGCAGUAUUCCUAUCUGGCCUACACAACUCGGGUGGUACACUGAAAUGGCAUGGUCACUGUCUGAGGUGCAUGGGGGUUGGACCAAGCUGGUUCACCCAUCAGGAGCCAUAUAUAACUACAAUGUGGGAAUGAAAACAUUCGCCAAAAUGAACUUGAGGACUUGUUCAGAGGAACGGCUCUGGAGGCUUGAGUCCUGGGUCAGAGUGUCAAGAGCCAAGCUAAACAGAAAGGGAUAUCUGCUAGUCGUGGAGCCAAUCGUAGUGCAAGAGAAGGAAGUCUAUCCAUACUAUUACGUUGUCCCAGAGAAUUAUAUGAUUACCUGGGUGGAGCCAGUGAAUGGCUACCUUCUUUCCAGGAAUCUAUGGCAUUGCACUGGAAUCAUAAAAGACUCGAACUGGAGGCUCAAUUUUGUAAGAGCUUUGCGAAUUCAGCUGAACUGGUAUCACAUAGAAGCAUUGGCCAUUGAACAGUCAACAGCAGCUUCAAUAUUCUGGACUCUGGACCAGAUGAAGGAAAUGACCGAUGAGCUGAUCAUUACUGGCAUGUACCUUUAUCUUCACCAUUCAAUCCACAUUAAUCAAAUUGAUGACUGA
This is a messenger RNA of Suillus subaureus, 630 nucleotides long. RefSeq lists its product as uncharacterized. The transcript is spliced from 7 exons. Lineage: Eukaryota; Fungi; Basidiomycota; Agaricomycetes; Boletales; Suillaceae. Bases 1 to 630 code for a protein of 209 amino acids. The record is from RefSeq and is a predicted model, not a curated record.